GGGCGCUGUGGCGUGGAGGCUCCAAGACCAAAGCAAAAUCGAUAUUGAGAUGAGCGACACGGAAGAGGCCAAGGGCGUGACGUACGAGGAGCGCGUCAAGCACGUUAGCAUCAUCGCGAACCCGCUCGCCAACAAGAAGCUCACCAAGAAGGUGUACAAGCUCAUCAAGAAGUCGACCAAGGUCAAGUGCACCAAGCGUGGCGUCAAGGAGGUCGUCAAGGCCAUCCGCAAGGGCGAGAAGGGCAUGUGCAUCAUCGCCGGCGACAUCUCGCCCAUCGAUGUCAUCUCGCACAUCCCCGUGCUCUGCGAAAACAACGACAUCGCGUACGUCUUCACGCCGUCCAAGGUCGACCUCGGCGCGUCGGCGGCCUCAAAGCGCCCCACGAGCUGCAUCAUGGUCACGCCGGGCAAGCAGGGCUUCAACGUCCAGGAAAGCUACGACGAGAUCCUUGCCGAAGUCAAGAAGAUCCAGCCCACCUAUUAGUUUGUUCAAUAGCUACCUUCGUUGCCACCUCGACCGACUGCGGCAGCUUACUUAUUAAGUCACAGAAUUCCAUGUUAAAUAUCCCA
Molecule: messenger RNA, 570 nt
Organism: Saprolegnia parasitica CBS 223.65
Lineage: Eukaryota; Oomycota; Saprolegniomycetes; Saprolegniales; Saprolegniaceae
Exons: 1
Coding region: 50-484 (144 amino acids)
Biological process (GO): rRNA pseudouridine synthesis; snRNA pseudouridine synthesis
Cellular component (GO): nucleolus; box H/ACA snoRNP complex
Molecular function (GO): box H/ACA snoRNA binding
Source: RefSeq, a predicted model, not a curated record